Messenger RNA from Sciurus carolinensis (gray squirrel), 1047 nucleotides. RefSeq names its product ATPase H+ transporting V1 subunit G1 (gene Atp6v1g1). NCBI's taxonomy places the organism in Eukaryota, Metazoa, Chordata, Mammalia, Rodentia, Sciuridae. The coding region runs from base 77 to 433 and encodes 118 amino acids. The transcript is spliced from 3 exons. The record is from RefSeq and is a predicted model, not a curated record. Gene Ontology annotation, cellular component: vacuolar proton-transporting V-type ATPase complex. Gene Ontology annotation, molecular function: proton-transporting ATPase activity, rotational mechanism. Gene Ontology annotation, biological process: proton transmembrane transport.
CUUGGGCGGCGGUCAGCUGACCCAGGGGCCGUCGCGGAGUAAGGCCGCUUGCCUGGGCUUCUGAGUCGCCGCAGCCAUGGCCAGUCAGUCGCAGGGCAUCCAACAGCUGCUGCAGGCGGAGAAGCGGGCCGCUGAGAAGGUGUCGGAGGCCCGCAAGCGAAAGAACCGGAGGCUGAAACAGGCCAAAGAAGAAGCUCAGGCUGAAAUUGAACAGUACCGCCUGCAGAGGGAGAAAGAGUUCAAGGCCAAGGAAGCUGCGGCCCUGGGAUCCCAUGGUAGCUGCAGCACUGAAGUGGAGAAGGAGACCCAGGAAAAGAUGACCAUCCUGCAGACCUACUUCCGGCAGAACAGGGAUGAAGUCUUGGAUAAUCUCUUGGCCUUUGUCUGCGACAUCCGACCAGAAAUCCACGAAAACUACCGCAUAAAUGGAUAGGAGAAGAAAGAAGCCCUAUUUUCUGGUUGGCGCUUCAGAACAUGAAGUGCCUUGUGGAAUACGAAGCUUAGCAGAGCUUGAGUUCUGUUUUUACGAAAGGCAUUAAAUUAUUUCUCUGUUAUGUAGUAGGUCCUUUUGGAGAGUAGCAAAUCUAGCUUCUUUGUUCGGCCUUAGUCCUUAUCCAAAGGUUUCAUCUUUUUACCUCAUCCUUCUUAGAAAUUUAAUGAGUAUGUGUUAUCUGUUUUCCUAUGCUUUCUAGAUCAAGCAGCGAUGUAUUAAUACUGACUUUUUCUUCCUUAGAUCUAGUAGAAAAAAAAAAUUCUUUGAAGAAAGAAAGGGAUUAAAUAUUUUUUUUUCCCUUAUACUUUCUUGAAGGUCAGGGGCUUUAUCUAUGAAAAAGUAGUAAAUAGUUAUUUGUAACUUGUCUAAAGCUGCAGCCAGCCUUAAAGUCAUUCAUUCUGACUAAGGGUUAGAACAAUGAAUAGUAACGUACUUGUUUGGGCUGCUGUUAGUUUAUUUUAAUCAAAAUUACUAGAUGAUAGGACUCAAGAACUUGUUACAUGUUAUUAUUUGGUGUACUGAUAAUCAUUUAAAAGUAAAGACUUUGCCAUACA